GUACACAUAAAGCUAAUUGCAAGUUUCGUGUCCUUCAGCAGCAAGUUUCACAAGCCCUGUACAAUGGACCUCAACCAGGACCAUUCACUUUUAUCCUUCAGUGCCUUUAUGUUGUAUCGUUACUGGAACCUAAUCAUGCUGAUGGGUUUAGUCACAUGCUGAUUUCUUCUCUUCGGAGUAUUAGAACUCUAAAAUCUGUACUAGAAGAUUUUUCUGAAGCAAAUCGUCUUGUUGCAGCACUAUUUUUUGAUAAUUUUGCUAGUACUUUCAUGCAUGAUGAGCGUAUUCUUGUUAAAUUGUUGAAGGAAUUUGAUGUUGAGUUGAAAGAUAUUGGAGAUGCCAUAUGUGGUUCAGAGUUGAAUAAUGGAUGUUUAGAGCAGGCAGAGGCAUAUGCUAAGCAAUUUAUAUCUGGCUUCAUAGAAUCAAGAUCAUAUAUGACUGCUGUAAAACUGUUGGACCAAUUUUCCAUUCACCUUUCUGGGGAGUCUCUUCUUGUAGAAAUGAUACAACACAAACAAUUUGGAGCAGCAGAAAUCUGGGCUACUUUUAUGGGAAAGCCAAUGAUAUGUUUAUUGGUCAAAAAGUAUUUGGAGAUGAAUUUACUGAAGCUUGCUUAUGAACUGGUAAAAGGUAACAAUCUUAUGCAGGAGUUUCCAGAUAUCUCCCAUUUAUAUAAAGAAAGUUUAUUAAGAAAACUGGCUGGAAAAGGGUGCUGGGAUGCUGCAGAACAGAGGGCAAACAAUGACGGGGAACUUCUAGAGUACCUGGUAUGUUUGGCUAUGGAAGCUGGAUACACGGAGAAGGUUGAUCAAUUGUGUGAGCGUUACAACCUUGAACAUUUUACUGAAGUUUCAAGUAUGCAAAAUAUGUUUUGAUUUUUGAAUAAAUUAUCUAGAAAACUAUAGUGCUUUAUCAGUGGUCAGGUGAGUGUUGGAAUUUAGGGUUUAGUGCAUACAUAUGUAUUUUAAAAUUUUAUUUUCUAAACAUCGUAGCGGAAAACAAGAUCA
This is a messenger RNA of Elaeis guineensis (African oil palm), 1007 nucleotides long. The record is from RefSeq and is a predicted model, not a curated record. NCBI's taxonomy places the organism in Eukaryota, Viridiplantae, Streptophyta, Magnoliopsida, Arecales, Arecaceae.